UUCCGAAAAUGCUGGAACCGCAACGCUUGCAACGACUGUCUAUCAUCUAUUGAUCCAACCUGCGGCUGGUGCCCUUUUGUACCUCCCCUCCUCCGUGACCUCACUCUCUCUACCUCCCUUACUCUUGCUCCGUUUCUACAGCAGCUAACACCUCCCCCCCCCCCUAAAAAAAAGACACAAACCUGCGUCCCGGCAACCUUCACCACGCCACUGCACUCCUACUCCUGCCCCUCCCGCUCCGAGCGCUGGGAAAUGCGCACCGCGCCAUUCGGCUGUCGAGUCUCCAUGAUAACCCUCGGCGGCGUGCUGGUCGGUGCGGUGGGCGCACUGGUGAUCGUACUACUGGUGGUGGGUGCGGUU
This is a messenger RNA of Tuber aestivum (summer truffle), 360 nucleotides long. The record is from the annotation of a GenBank genome assembly. Lineage: Eukaryota; Fungi; Ascomycota; Pezizomycetes; Pezizales; Tuberaceae.